CAAAUUUUUUAACGCAGUGAAUCAGUGAAUGGUAAGGUGCUCAAUAUUGAACACAAAGAAUUUUUAAAUAUUUUAAAAUUUAAAAUAAAAUUAAUAGUAAAAAUAGUAAUUAUAGAUAGGCCAUAGGCUAUAGGCUAAUACUAAAUAGGCAUAGGCUAAAACUAAAACAGUGAUAAUUAGUAAUAAUAGUACGCUUUAGACUGUAACUCAACCAAGCAGUAGUUUUUACUUAUUGAUUUAUUUUAAAAUAAUACAAUUUAUUUAUGAUUAGGGAGAGAAUUUAUUUCAUUUGGAGAUUAGUAGACUGUAGACUCCAGCUGUCUGUACUCAGUUUUUGUUUUUUUGUUGUUUUUUUUAAAGUUGGGGGAGGGGGCGGGCGCAACCAACCCUGGUUGGACAAUCCUUUCAAUAUAUUAUUUAAUGAGUAGUCGAAUUUUUGGUUUUGCCUUGGUGGGGUAGGGGGGAAAAAAUUCUUGACCUGACCAGGUGGCACUACUUUUAAGCUGCUGCCUGCAAAUAUACAACACUCUACUGCAGUGUUUCCUUACCUUUUCUAUAGGCUUACUCCUUACCCCCAGGAAUUAAAUUCUUUGACUAGUUGAUAAGUCAUGCACCAGCGUCUUUCAAAUGUUUUACAAAGUUUUGCACCCAUGUGAAGUAGAAAGUAUUCAGGGAACUUGAAAAUGCCUCAUUCAAAGCUGGCCUUGAUAUAAAUGAACGAAAGACAAAAUAUAUGAUAAUGUCAAGAAACUCCCAUGCUGAUAAUAACAUCAAUAUAAAUAACCACAAAUUUGAGAGAGUGGCUACAUUCAAAUAUCUACGGGCAACUAUAAAUGAGUACAAUGAGGUAAUGUCAGAGGUGAAAGAAAGGAUAACAACCGUUCCUAUUUUAGUCUACAAAAGCUACUGGGAAACAAAAACCUCUCAAGGGGAACAAAGAAGACAAUAUACACCACCAUCAUAAGACAUGUAGUAACGUACGCUAGUGAGACCUGGACCCUCACCAGAAAAGCAGAAAACCUGCUCAACACAAGGGAGAGGAAAAUCCUCCGCAAAAUAUACGGACCAGUGAUAGAAAAUGAUAUCUUGAGAAUACGUACAAACCAAGAACUAUAGUAUUUGUACAAUGAACCACCCAUAGUCACAAUGAUAAAAAAGGCAGAAUACGCUGGGCAGGUCAUGUUGAAAGGAUGCCGGAAUGCAGAGCAGCCAAAAUUAUAUACAGGCAGAAGCCUAGGGGCAGACGACUCACCGGUCGCCCAAGGAUGAGGUGGACUGAUGAUAUGGAGACAGAUUUACACCAGUUGGGGGUUCGAGCAUGGAGACGGAAAGCCAUGGAUCGCUAUGAGUGGAAAGAUGUGGUGGAGCAGGCCAGGGCCCUACAUGGGCUGUAGUGCCACUGAUGAUGAUGAUGAAAGUAGAAAUGAUUUGGAAAUAAUGAAUAUCUAAUUCAGUUAUUGAAUUACAAAGUUCUCUAUAAAAAUUAGAAAGUAAACGUGUGACUUGUUAAAUAAAGAAAAAUUUAAUAAAAUUUUAAACAAUAAAUUAACAUGUACAUCAUAACAUAAAAGCUAAUAGCUCUGCUGCUCUAUUAAUCCCUUUUUGUUGCAACCCUGAAAUGCCACCUCGCACCUCCUGGGGAUAAAAGCACCUUAGGUUGGGAAGGCAAGCUCUAAUGUUACUGUCAAAUACUAAGUCUUAACCUUAACAUUAAAAAGAUAUUUUAAUUAUUAUAUGCCUAUAGUUAUAGGCCCUAUGAGGCAUUUUUAAAUAGAAAAUAUCGGGACCUAAUAAGAUUAUGACAAGAAGCUGCAACCAUGUGGUAAUAUUGUGCCAAAGUAGGAUUUCAAAUUCAGUCAACUUGCCUUAUGAGACAAGUUAUUAUUAAACAUAUUUGUAAUGUGCAUGUCAUUGAAAAUCACUCUGUAUGCCAAGUCUGACACCUGUAUUGGAGGUUGUGGACAACUUUUAGGGUCUAUGUGACAACAAAAUUUUUUGAAAUAAUAAAAUAAACCAUGUUUGUGCUUAAUUAAAAAUGGAUUUUUUAAUGGCAUUUUUUUUUCUAAAUUAAUAAAUAAUUUAAGGUACAUAACUGCUAAAAAUGUUUCCAUUUUUACAGAAAGUGAAAGCAAUGUCAUUUCGAUCCACAUCUUCUGCUCGCAGCGAAGGACGAUCAAAGAUGAAAAACUUUGUCUCCAAGUGGUACUCUGGAUUAUUGAAAAGGUUUCUCAUUUUUAAUAUUGUCACUUUCAACUUUUAAAAUCACGAUUCUUAUACAAUACUAAAUUAAGCCGGAGUAUAAUGAAAAUAAUUGUUUCCUAAAAAUAACUAUAGAUGGUCUAAUCAUACAGACCCAAUGACCGUAGUGCAGAGCAGGUCCUCUUGGCUCAUUCACACUUGAAAGACCUGAAUAUAUUCGACAAAUUUCACACUAGCCUACUUCAACAAAUCUGCUGUUAUGCCCACUAUGAUAAGCUGGAUGAAAAUACAAUAGGUGAGAUUGUAAUAUUUACUAAAAGCACCAAGUGCAACUAUUUUAGAAAAAAACAACUUUCAAAACCAUUUUUGUAGACUCAUUUAUUAAUGAAAAUUCAAAGCUUAUUCAAAUCAAUCAUUUUAAAACUGAUUUUAAAAAAAAAUAAUAAAAUAACAUGGUGAUUUUCUUGCAGUGAUUCGACAAGGUGAACAUGGAGCCAACUGGUACAUUGUUUUGUCUGGCAGCUUAACAGUGUUUAUUUCAGAAAACAACAAAGCCAAGGUAAGUUUUUGAAACAUCAAGAAAACUAUACAAAUUUGUAUCCUUCUCUUUGUUUAUUUUUCUAAAUCACUAAAAAUUCACAAAAAUUCACAGCAGAAAUUUUACUGCAAAUUUUUCUAGGUCAGCACAACUAUUUUCACAUCGAAAAGUUGAUACAAAAAGGGAUCUGGACGUUUUAGUUUCUUGUACUUGUAUGCUGACAUUUAAUUUUUAAUCAAAGUAAUCAUUAAAAAAAUUACUUCUCCCUGCUGCAAAUACCUGCCAUCAAAAGAAAAAGAAUAUUAGAAAGACCUUUAUGCUUUAUUACACUAAAAUACUAAAACACUUCUGAGGGAGCUGCACUGGCUGCCGGUCCGCGCUCACAUAGAGUACAAAAUUGCAACUUUGUGCUACCGCUGCUUACAUGACCUGGCGCCAUCUUAUCUCAAAGCACUCAUGACGCCUUAUGUACUCACUAGAGAGCUCCGCUAAUCCGAUAGUGGCAAAAUAUCGAAACCGUGUGUUCGCCUUGAGACUUACGGAAAGCGCAGUUUUGCAUUUGCCGGCCCAACAAUUUGGAACGCACUUCCAGUCGCUCUCAGAAACAGCCAGACACUGGAGUCCUUUAAAACCGAUUUAAAAACACAUCUAUUUCGCAAACACCUUCUGGGGUGAUGCUAAUCUACCAUCUUUUUCAGUUAAUGUAUAUUGGCUUGUGUUGCUUAUGGUUGAAACGGGAUGAAAGACUUUGACUGGGUAUGCUCAUAUGUAGCUUUAUAUUGUUGUGUCUGUUUUUAAAUGUGGUAAAUUUUAGAUUGUUUUUAUUUCUCUUUUUAAUAUGGUUGACUUUGUACCGCGCUUCGAGCUUUUGGGGAUGAAGCGUGUUUUUCAAAUAAACUUUAUUAUUAUAAUUAUUAUUAUUAGUUUGUAGCUUUUUAAUUUUUUUUUCUUUUUAAAAUAUGCACUUAAAAAGUAUUUUUUUUUUUAACUCAAAACUAAUUAUUGCCUAAAUGAUUUUGUAGAAAGUGUAGCACACUCUUGACAGCAGUGUUAACUAGUGGCCAUAGCUAUUAAAAUGAAAAAAAUUCUUAAGAAUAGAAAACUCACUGGGAAAUCCAAGUAAACUAUCCUGGAUGGGGAACUUACCCCACAACCUAUAGAGGGGCAGUUAUCUCCUCCUGUAACACUCAUUAAAGAUUUUUCUUGAGUUAAAGUUUUUCUCAUGUGUUUAUAUUAACAAUUUUAUUCAAAAUUUCUGUCAGCCAUUGUGCACUCUUGUACCUGGUUCAUCUUUUG
This is a messenger RNA of Lymnaea stagnalis (great pond snail), 4033 nucleotides long. Lineage: Eukaryota; Metazoa; Mollusca; Gastropoda; Lymnaeidae. The record is from the annotation of a GenBank genome assembly.